This is a messenger RNA of Letharia columbiana, 894 nucleotides long. RefSeq lists its product as uncharacterized. The coding region runs from base 1 to 894 and encodes 297 amino acids. Gene Ontology annotation, biological process: mycotoxin biosynthetic process. Lineage: Eukaryota; Fungi; Ascomycota; Lecanoromycetes; Lecanorales; Parmeliaceae. The record is from RefSeq and is a predicted model, not a curated record. The transcript has 6 exons.
AUGAAUCUUUUUGACCCCCUUAUUGGUGUUGGGAAGUUGAACGAGUUUGGAGACGGGUUUGAAUGGCUAGGAUUGUGGAAAGGCACCUAUGUCGAAUCCGAGUAUACCAUUCCUACGACUGUCUCUCCGAAUCCUCGUCCACAGCAUACAGGACUCUGCGGAAUGUCUGUGGAUUGGCAGCGGGGCUUUCUCGGAGCGUAUCUUUCAAAGUCCGGAGGGAAGGACUAUGUACCUCUACGCACAUCUGAGGAAAAUAAAGAAGAGCCGGGAGCCGACUUGAGGCCUGGGAAGAAGUCUAAAUGGUAUAUCAUAUGUGUUACCCUUCUCGUUAUAACCUCUAUGAUUGGUUCCGGGGGCAUUGGUUUCGCCUUGGGAAACCGCAGAUGGAGCGCCUCAAAGGGCAACGUUGAUGACUUUUUGAUACCGCCGGGAGACGUCAGAUAUCCAAUGGUGUACAACCUGACCUACACGGAGGAGCCCUCCCCCGAGACGGACGCAGCCUGGGACUCCAUGUUCCCGAAGGGCGUCGGUUUUGUAAAACACCCAGAGGUGUCGCCGAACCUCUCCGGUCUCGCAGUCUUCCACGAACUCCACUGCGUGAAUAUGUUGCGGGUGGGCUAUUACGCAGCCCUGAACGGCAACCUCGCGGACAUGCAACGCGUCCACGACCACAACAAACGGCCGGACCCGCACCACCUGCGGCACUGUUUUGAUUACCUCCGCCAAUCCCUGAUGUGUAGCGUCGACACGAACCUGGAGCCGGUGGACUUCGAGUUGGGCGGGGUCACCGGCUGGGAGUUUCGGCGCACGUGCCGGGAUUUCGAGCGGGUCAAGGGGUGGGCGGAAGAGUGGCGGAGCUGGCCCGAGGGGAUCGGCGAGUCGGAGCGUCUGUAG